Molecule: messenger RNA, 957 nt
Organism: Arabis nemorensis
Lineage: Eukaryota; Viridiplantae; Streptophyta; Magnoliopsida; Brassicales; Brassicaceae
Source: the annotation of a GenBank genome assembly
AUGGGGUUUGUUCGAUCAUUAUGCUCGUUCAUAGUCUUCCUUAGCUCUCUCAUCGUAGUUUACGGUCAAGGCACGAGGAUCGGGUUCUACUCGACUACGUGCCCUAAUGCCGAGGCGAUUGUUCGGACCACCGUGACAUCUCACUUCGGUUCAGAUCCAAAGAUUGCACCCGGGUUACUGAGAAUGCAUUUCCAUGAUUGCUUCGUCCAAGGUUGUGAUGGUUCUGUGCUUAUAUCAGGACCUAACACUGAAAGAACCGCGGGUGCAAACUUUAACCUCCGUGGUUUUGAGGUCAUCGAAGAUGCCAAGAGACAGCUCGAGGCUGCAUGUCCUGGGGUUGUCUCUUGUGCUGAUAUUUUAACUUUAGCAGCUCGUGACUCUGUUGCCCUCACGAAAGGACAAAGCUGGCAAGUCCCAACAGGACGUAGAGACGGACGAGUUUCCUUGGCAGCGAACGUUAACAAUCUUCCCUCCCCAAGUGACUCCGUCGCCAUUCAACAAAGGAAAUUCGCCGCUUUUCGCCUCAACACUCGCGAUCUCGUCGCUGUUGUUGGAGGACACACGAUUGGAACAGCUGCAUGUGGGUUCUUCACGAAUAGGAUAUUUAAUUCGACCGGAAACACAGCAGAUCCAACCAUGGACCAAACAUUUGUACCACUACUUCAAAGACUUUGUCCUCAAAACGGCGAUGGAUCAAAUCGCGUCGAUCUUGACGCCGGAAGUGGAAACACUUUUGACACAUCCUUCUUCAACAAUCUCAGUCGUGGCAGAGGAAUUCUUCAAUCCGAUCAUGUUCUUUGGACUAAUCCGACGACUAGACGGAUAGUGCAAGAGUUUAUGGCUUCAAGAGGUAACUUCAAUGCUCAGUUCGCAAGCUCGAUGAUAAAGAUGAGUAACAUUGGUGUGAAGACAGGGGCAAAUGGAGAAAUUCGUAAAGUUUGUACGGCUGUUAAUUAA